CUCCAGUAACCAGGAGAGCUGUGUGAAUUGUGACAAUGGAGCGCGAUGUGGCUUGUUAUUAACAGGCAUUUAAACGUCCCCAAACGCCACACGUUCCUGAGCGAUGACAGUAAAUUACCAAAGUCCUUUUAAGCUACUACCCCAGAGGCAUCUGUCAGAGUACGGGCGCGUGGCGUAAGAAGGCCAGCCGAGGCCUCCAUUACCAUGGCUGCGAGGGGCGGGGAGUAGGAGUGCUGGUCACCAGGAGGGGGUUGGGCCGGGAGACUGGGUCCUCCACGGUCCCGGCGAGCCCCGCGCCUGCUUUUCGCCUCCCUCCCCUUCUUCCCUCCCCUCCGGUCUGCUCCCUCCGCGGCACGCAGCGUGGCUGCUCGUUGGCUACUUAGAGCGGAAGCUCGGUUGGUGUCUCUCCAGAAGUUUCCCCCUCGGGCGGCGGCGGAGCUGGUAACCUCCGUAGUAGCAGCUGCAGCAACACAACAUUGACUAGUAGAGAUGGCGGCGGCUGCAGCUGGACCUGCAACAGCCCAAACGUUUUGCCGGAGCUUCUCAGAUGCUCUGAUUGACGAGGACCCCCAGGCGGCGUUAGAGGAGCUGACUAAGGCCUUGGAACAGAAACCAGAUGAUGCACAAUAUUAUUGUCAAAGAGCUUAUUGUCACAUCCUUCUUGGGAAUUACUAUGCUGUUGCUGAUGCAAAGAAAUCUCUUGAAUUUAAUCCAUAUAAUCCUACUGCUAUGCUGAGAAAAGGGAUAUGUGAAUACCAUAAAAAAAACUAUGCUGCUGCUCUGGAAACAUUUACAGAAGGACAGAAAUUAGAUAGUGCAGAUACUGAUUUUAUUGUCUGGAUUAAAAGGUGUCAAGAAGCUCAGAAUGAGUCACAAUCAAUGGCGUCUGUAUCCCAGAGGACUCCUCAGUCAAAAAUCAAGUAUGACUGGUAUCAAACAGAAUCUCAAGUAAUCAUUACACUUAUGAUUAAGAAUGUUCAGAAGAAUGACGUAAAUGUGGAAUUUUCAGAAAAAAAGUUGUCUGCUUUGGUGAAACUUCCUGCUGAAGAGGAUUACAAUUUGAAUCUGAGACUUCUUCAUUCUAUAAUACCAGAACAGAGUACGUUUAAAGUACUUUCAACAAAGAUUGAAAUUAAAAUGAAAAAGUCAGAGGCUGUGAGAUGGGAAAAACUCGAGGGAGAAGAAGAGCCUAAGCCAAAACAGUUCGUAGCAGAUGUAAAGAACCUAUAUCCAUCAUCAUCUCUUUAUACAAGAAAUUGGGAUAAAUUGGUUGGAGAAAUCAAGGAAGAAGAAAAGAAUGAGAAAUUGGAGGGAGAUGCAGCUUUAAACAAAUUAUUUCAGCAGAUCUAUUCAGAUGGGUCUGAUGAAGUGAAACGUGCCAUGAACAAAUCAUUUAUGGAGUCUGGUGGUACAGUUUUGAGUACCAACUGGUCUGAUGUAGGUAAAAGAAAAGUUGAAAUCAAUCCUCCUGAUGAUAUGGAAUGGAAAAAGUACUAAAUAAAUUAAUUUGCUAUUACUGUAUUGCAUAUAUUCA
Myotis brandtii (Brandt's bat) is the source of this 1534-nucleotide messenger RNA. It is a transcript of the gene SUGT1, whose product is annotated as SGT1 homolog, MIS12 kinetochore complex assembly cochaperone. The record is from RefSeq and is a predicted model, not a curated record. The coding region runs from base 490 to 1497 and encodes 335 amino acids. Gene Ontology annotation, molecular function: protein-folding chaperone binding. Lineage: Eukaryota; Metazoa; Chordata; Mammalia; Chiroptera; Vespertilionidae. Gene Ontology annotation, biological process: protein stabilization. The transcript has 13 exons.